GUCUUAAAGCGGCGUGCGCGCGAGUGGCCGGCAGUGAUGGCGCGCCUCUUGCUAUUGGUGUUCGUUGCCGGCGUGUGCGCAGGCCAAGAUGGCAACACACCCAAACCAAAAAAAGUUCUCGACACCAUCAUGAACCCAGCGUACAUCCCGGCCGAAGAGAAACAUGGUUCCUAUUGGAAGAAAGCAGCAAGGACAACCAUCCAAGCAAAAGUAGCUGAAACACUGAAUACCAAUAAAGCUCAUAAUGGCAUACUGUUCGUUGGUGAUGGGAUGUCCCUGGCUACCGUCAUGGCGGCGAGGACGUUUGGUGGACAGCUGAAUAAUGGUCUUGGGGAGGAAAACGUUCUGGAGUUCGAGAGAUUCCCUGUCACUGGAUUGGCUAGGACAUACUGCCUCGACGCUCAAGUUCCGGACUCAGCCUGCACCGCCACAUCUUACCUCACUGGCGUUAAGACGAAAUACGGAGUCAUCGGGCUUGAUGGCAACGUGACGAGGGCCGCUUGCAGCCCUCAGCUUCAUAAGGGCAACUGGGCUACGUCUAUUGGACAGUGGGCGCUAGACCAAGGAUUGGAUGUUGGUCUAGUAACAACGACGCGUGUAACCCACGCCUCGCCGGCGGGAAUGUACGCGCACUCGUCGGAACGUAACUGGGAGUCCGACGCGGACGUUCCGGACGAGUGCCUUCAGCUCGGCUGUCGGGAUAUCGCGCACCAGCUCGUUAUGAACAACCCGGGACGGCAGUUCAAGGUGAUAAUGGGCGGUGGCCGACGCGAGCUUCUACCCAAGAUACAGAACCCGUUGGUGAACAGUACCGGUAAGCGGUUAGAUGGGCUGGACCUCACGGAGUUGUGGCAUAUUGACAAAACGGAGAAGAACGUGACGCACCAGUACGUUACUGAUAGGAGCGAGCUAUUGAAGGUAUCAAACUCCGAAGAUCUACCCGAAUACCUGCUCGGCCUGUUUCAAGAUGAUCACAUGUCCUACCACCUACAGGCCGAGAAUCAGCCGACACUAGAGGAAAUGGUCGAGGUGGCCAUUAAAAUGCUGAGCAGGAGUCCCAAAGGAUUCUUCUUGUUUGUUGAAGGUGGCAGAAUAGACCACGCACACCACGACAGCCUCGCGCAUCUUGCCCUCGACGAAACCGUGGAAUACUCCAAAGCGGUCAAGAAAGCCAAAGAACUGACCGACCCUGAAGAAACCCUGAUCGUCGUGACCUCUGACCACGCCCAUACUAUGACCGUAGCUGGCUACCCUUCUAGGGGUAAUGAUAUAUUGGGUGUUGUGGAUACGGCGACUGGAGAUGAUGGGAAGCCAUAUACGACGAUUAGUUAUGCCAAUGGGAAAGGAAAGUCCAUUGGGGAUGAUGGGACGAGGGUGGAUGUGACUUUGCACCAGGCGUUUAUGGCACGUGACGUCAGCUACGUUUACCCCGGCCUUGUCCCACUUGACUCCGAAACCCAUGGGGGCGAGGACGUAGCGGUCUUCGCACGAGGACCUUGGCAACACCUCUUCACGGCCAGCUACGAGCAGACCGUAGUCCCCCACCUUAUAGCCUACGCCAUGUGUCUAUCAGAAGACCAGCAUGAGAACUGCAGGUUAAAGACUAGGUUUGGACGGUUUUACCCGUCUAGCGCGGUGUUGAAUAGACCUAGUUUGGUUAGUUUAAGUAUUUUGGCUGUGAUGGUUAGUGCUAAGUAUUUAUACUAUUUAUAGUUUAGAUUUAAGGUGUUUACGAGUAGUUGUUGUCUUUUGGGAUUAUGCUGUAGUUGUACCUACCUACCUUGAGGAUGUUUUUUUCUUGCUAACCAAAAAAGAACAAAAAAAUCUAAUGGACACCUUGAGUCAAAUGUCAACACAAGUAUGAAUUAUCUCAGAUGAUUUUUUGGGGCUUAUGACCUAAUCUGUUAAACAAAAGCCUUUGUUUCUUUUAAGAGCAGUCUUCAGCGCGUGCCAAAGCAACCAAUGUCGUUUAAAAAAGCAACUAUUGGGAUAGUAUUAAGGUACAAAUUUAUGUGACAGCUCGUUCAGAGAACAUUCAAGGUAUUUUCUUUGGAGAUAUCAAAACGUGUUAUCUCCAAAUGGUCUGCUUCAUGAAUUUUAACCAUUUAAAUAGAAUGUUAAAUUGUUUAUCAAACGGGCUUAUUCCCGUUACCAAGCAAUACUUAUAUCGAGGCUAUUAGUAGUAAGCAGUGUAACCACUGCAUGAAGGAAACAAUACCUUUCGUUUAACCGAAUAGGGCCCCAGCCCGAAAAAAAUAUCUGAGAUAUUUCUUAUACCCACAGCAUAAUAUUGAAAUGGAGUAACUACGAUUAGGUAUACAAUUAGAAAUACAAGAUCCCUCGCCAUAGGAAAAUAAAUAGCAAAAUAAUUUAUACGGCACUAUUUUUAAGCUCAUUAUAAUUUAUAAUAUUUACCAGUAUUCUAUUUCAUAAUAAUUAUACUUGAAUAACUUAUUUAACAGUUGAGUAUUGUGUUUAGUACUUCAAAAAAUACUUGUUUUUUUAUAUUUUCGACUUAGUUGUAAAAUGUGUCAAAGUUGCAGGUUAGAUCAAACUAAAACAAAUAUUCUUACUAUUUUAUAUUUCGUCAUUUUCCCUUGUUCUACUUUGUAGCAGGGCUCGGAACCGGUAUUUUUUAAAAACCCCGAAAUAGCCCAGUAUUUUGAAUUAUUUUAUGCUCUUUAGAUAGGACUGAAUCAUGUAUUUAGGUAACAACUUUGUAUUAUUAAAUUGUCCCAUUAAAAAUGAAAUAAUAAACCAAAGAACGAAAACGAACGUAAUAAUAACGGUAUUUUUGUAUGGAGCAAAUACCGGUUUCCGACCCCUGCUUUGUAGACAAUCUAUGUGCAUAAAAUAAUGAUAUGUAUAUAUAUAUAUGUUACCGUAAAACAUGGAAAAAUAAUUUCAACUAGGACAAACGCGUUUUCAAUAAAGUGGGUUUUUAUGGUAGUCCUAACUUAUACAAUAUGCAUAGGUAUAUUUUUGCAUUAUAUUUAACUAAUUAAAAAGAAAUUGUGAGGGAUCAAACACAGGCUGUUUAGUACUUUAACUUUAUUGUAAAUAGUUCCUCCUAUAUUAUAUAGUAAUUUUAUAUAUUUAUGAAAAAAUUGUUUUAAGUAGAAAAAUAAUCAUAUGUGAAAACAUCAAAAAAAUUGUGUGUAUUUAGUUAUACCCUAUGGUAUAUAAUAUAUGUGACGUUCCACGGAAAAGGUACCUUAUGGCGGCCGGCGCUUACGUCGCAUAGCGCCGCAAUAAUAUUGGAGUGGCGGUAAUAAUAGCGUAAGCGUCAACCGCCAUAAGGUAGGUACCUUUUUCCAUGGGACGUCACAUAUGGUAUGAUUGAUUAUUUGCCAAUACAAAUAUUCAAAAUAGUGACUGUGCAUUCCAUAGCUUAACUGUACUAAACUAAGUAUUUAAUUAAAAAAGAAAGAAUCAAUAGUAAAGUACAAAGAACAGUAUAAAUAAAAUUAUCAAAACAUUA
This is a messenger RNA of Cydia fagiglandana, 3481 nucleotides long. RefSeq names its product membrane-bound alkaline phosphatase-like. The transcript is spliced from 8 exons. Lineage: Eukaryota; Metazoa; Arthropoda; Insecta; Lepidoptera; Tortricidae. Gene Ontology annotation, molecular function: alkaline phosphatase activity. The coding region runs from base 37 to 1713 and encodes 558 amino acids. Gene Ontology annotation, biological process: dephosphorylation. The record is from RefSeq and is a predicted model, not a curated record.